Messenger RNA from Babesia microti strain RI, 2628 nucleotides. RefSeq names its product Phosphatidylinositol 4-kinase stt4. The record is from RefSeq and is a predicted model, not a curated record. Gene Ontology annotation, biological process: phosphatidylinositol-mediated signaling; phosphatidylinositol phosphate biosynthetic process. Bases 1 to 2628 code for a protein of 875 amino acids. Lineage: Eukaryota; Apicomplexa; Aconoidasida; Piroplasmida; Babesiidae. The transcript is spliced from 2 exons. Gene Ontology annotation, molecular function: 1-phosphatidylinositol 4-kinase activity. Gene Ontology annotation, cellular component: plasma membrane; cytoplasm.
AUGAUUUUACUAGUGAUUGACAGAUUAACUAUUAAAAUGGGCCACUAUAGACGCAAAAAUGCAAUGUCUUACUUCAGAAACAGUAAAUCUCCCUUGCUAGAAAUACAGGAUAAAAAAGUAAGAUGGUGUAUUUAUCUGUUCGGAGCAAACAGCGGACUGACUUCCUAUGAUUUUAAGGAAAUUGAUAUUCAAACAGUAUACCAUGCAAUACUAAAAAUGAAUUCAUCAGUUUACGAAUUUGAAAGACACGGAUUUUCUGUGCCUCCAAAUUCUUACUCAUUGGACGAUAUCAUUUUCAAAAUGAACGCUUUCAAAUCAUUCGCAGAGUUUAACUACCAAUACGAUUCACUUGUAAAUCUUAUAAUAUUGGCAGUUGCAAAGAUUUUAGAACUCUUGGAAACAAAGGAUUUCAAUCAACAUUCAAGUGUCCAAUAUUACGCUGUGGCCAUAUACGAAGCUAUCACCAGUUUGAAGUUUAUCAGUCACCUACUAACAGUAUCAACCGUAUUAUCCCAACUAUUCCAGCCAUUUUGGCUCAAUUUUCUCGAACAAUCCACUGAUGGUACCAAAAAGAUGAAUUCUUUAUCAUCUAAUAUCUUCGACCUGCUUACAAUCACGCCGCAAUUCCCACAAAAGUAUUACAGCAAAUUUGAGGAUAUUUAUUACAGCUUCGCUACCUAUAGAAAGCAUCCAUUUUGCCCGAUGAAGCAAAUUUCGGAUGUUAUAACGGGGGAAUGUGCUAGAGUUAGUAUUUGGAGGUUAUUGAUAUUACUAAUUUUCUCCAGUAGCGACAUCUUCAUUUUGGUGCUUAACUUAUUGGAAUCUCUCGAUAUUGAACGGGAAAAUAUCAAAAUGGAAUUAGAUAAAGUGGAUAAGUUUGUUGUCUAUUUGAAAAACCGUGAAGGAUUGCUGGCAGUGAAUCAGAUAAUAUUGUACUCCCAACGAGACAAUUUACACGGCACGAAAUUCAUAACGGUAUCCAUUGAUUCCAUACUUGAGAGAUUUAUCAAAGCCUCUCUAAUUUUAAACAAGAAACUUUCAUCACACAUGAAAAAUGUUAAACAUAAUUUUACACUUUCUGAAAUGAAUGAAUACCAAAGUACCACACCAGCUCUCCUCACACAAUACAAGUCACUAUUGGUUCAAACAUCAAAUUUGCUAAAUAACUUCAAUAACAAACUGCCACUCGUUCCUGUGUAUAUUUCACACUUUAAGAGAUCAUUGACAUUUUACAAGAGAUAUCCAUCGGAUAAGUCAAUAGCUAAACAUUUAAAAUGGGAUUUUAUGUUAGCUAGGAGAUUUUAUCUAUUGUUGUACAGGUACUCAUCUAGUGAAUCUAAAGUUAUCUGUCAACAUGAAAUUUAUCAACUUACCAGACUAAUUAAGCUUGAAAGGGUACAAUAUACUCAGAACGCAGCCAUUACACUAAGCGUCUUUAGCAGCGCAUCUGUGAAUUUAUUAGAACGCACAAUAAUGGCAUUGUUCAUAGCAAUUUGUAAGCCCAAAUUGAUCAAAUUCUUGCAGCCUCAACUAGAAGCUUGUUUGCCAUAUGAUAUAGGGGGAAGGAUCAGCGGGUUGCUGUUGACCAUUGACACUUCUAUGGAGUCUAAUAUAGUAUUUUCCGAAAAACUGGUAAAGCUAAGUGGUGUGAUAAAGACAAUUGAACAUGAUAAACGAAUUGAGUACUUGGAACAAUCUCUUCGAACUAUAUUCGAAACCGCCGAAACUCAAUCGAUCCCCUCGAUUUCGAGUAUUGAAAUAAUGCAAUCCGCUGAACGUACGCCGUUUAUGAUAAAAUAUCAAAUUCAAAAUAGGCAGGUCGGGUAUAUAUACAAGUAUAACGAUAAUUUAUCACAUGAUUUAUUGACUAUGCAGUUUAUCGAGGCUUGCCAAGAAAUCUUUAGGUUGAAGGGGUUGAAGCUUUACCUAUGCCCUUACUAUGUUCGACCGAUUAUUUGUUCAGACGGUGUGAGAGGUGGGAUUAUUGGUGCUAUUAAUGGCGUCAAAAGUAGACAACAAAUAAUAAAUUCCAACAUUUCCCUAGAGGAGUAUUACAGACGAACUUUUACUGGAAAUCCUAGUUACCAAGAAGCAGUUUCAAAUUUCAUACACUCACUUGCCGCCUAUUCUUUAGUGUGUUACAUAUUCGAUGUCAAGGAUAGGAACAAUGGUAAUCUGCUUAUCACUGAUCAGGGGCAUAUUAUUCACAUUGAUUUUGGUUUUAUUUUGGGCAAAUUUCCUGGUGUAGAUCUUAAAUUUGAAUUGGCUCCUUUCAAACUAGACAGAGAUAUGAUUCAAUUACUUGGAAACGAUAUAGAAUCAAGCGGCAUCAACAAACUGACAAAAUUUCUGAUACAAGGAUACCUUGCGUUGAGGGAAUAUCAUGGGUACCUGAUUGAAUUGUUGAGUUUACACAAGGGUGGUGGGAUUGAGUGUGUUAGUGAAAAAUCAAUUGAUAAGUUUAAGAGGAGACUGGGUGUGGGCCUCAGUGUAAUGCAGUGUAGGAAUGCUAUGAAAAAGUGCGUCAUGCAGGCCUACGGUAGUAAAACAACGGUUAUGUACGAUUGGAUGCAGUCGCUACAAAAUAAAUCUAGACAACGGCAGAACAAACCCGUACGGCAAACCUGA